AUGUAUUGUGGUCAUGAAAGUCAAAACGGUCCACAACCGAAUCAGUUUUUAACAGAUUUAUUAUGGAAACAAUUUUUAAAUAAAUAUAGUAUUGAUUUAUUAUCAGAGUUAAAGAAUGCAACAUUAAAAACAUUAUUAAAUGAUAUUUUAUGUCGUACAGUUCAUAUUCAGUCACUUAUUCAAACAAUAGCAACAAAAUUAAUUAAUCUAGAUAAAGAAAUAUCUAAAAUAAUGCAACAACAUUUACAACGAGCACAAACUUUACUUGAUGAUUUAAAUGCAAUUAUAAACGAUAUUAAUCAAAGAAAUGGCGACAAUGAUGAUAGUGAUAGUGAUACAGACAAUGAUAAUAAUCGAACAAAUGCUUGUUUAAAAAAAUAUUUAAAUGCUUUAUCUGGUAGUAAACAACAACCGGGUAAAGAAUUUAUUGAAAUUUGUGAAUUAUUAUUAGAAGAUAAUAAACAAGUUGAAUGUGACAAGAAUUUUCCAUCAUUAAAUAGAAUAAUGAAACAGUGGGAACAUAUAUUAGGUACAAGUGAGCAAUUUGAACCAAAAGUAAUUGAUGUUUUUAAAGCACUUGAACAUGAUCUUAACCGAACUAUUAUACCAAAUGUAGUAUGUAGAGUAGGUGUUAUUGGUGAAAUUAGUUCAGGUAAAAGUUCAUUAUUAAAUCGUUUAAGAGAAAUUAAUGAAGAGGAAACAACAAAAACAUUUCCAAUAAAACUAUUUUCUCCUAUUCGUGAUGGUAAAAGUACAUAUUGUACAUUAGAAUAUGAACAUGAAUAUUCAAAUGGUAAUAAAAUCACAUUUGUUGACAUAGAAGGUUCAACGGAUAAUGAUACACAUAUAAAGUCUGGAAAUUAUUUUGAUGAAAUACAAAACGCAGAUUGUGAUGUAUAUAUUAUUUUGAAUAGUUUGAAAGAAUGGCAAAAUUAUAUUAAACAAAAACUACAGCGUACUUGUUUACUUGUACGAAAUAAAGUAGAUAAUUUAUUUUUGACUGCAUUUGAAGAAGAAGGUAAAGAUUUUGAUUUGUUGAGUGAAAAUCGUCGAGAAAAAUAUCGUGACAAAAUCAUUAAUCGAAUAAGAUCAACUGUGAGUCGCGAUAUUAGUGGAAACAAAUUAUCAGACGAGAUAUUUUUAACAUUUUCUAGUUAUCGUAUGAAUAAUCGUAAUAGAAAUCUAUCCAGAAUGUCGUACUCAAAAUUUGAUAUUGAUCAAUUGAUUGAUCGCAUGAAAAAUCUUCCAUUAAAUUUACAUGAAAAACGUUUAGAAAGAAUGGCAGUAUAUGCAACAUCUCGAGUUAUUAAUACUUGUUUUCGUCGUGGUUAUGUUGUUUCAAUACUAAAAUAUAAAAUUCAAGCAGGUAUUAUUAGUGUUGUUCCAUUUGCUAAUUUAUUAUCAAGAUACUUGGGAGAAGAAGAAAUUCGUCAAGUAUUUGGUGUAAAUGAUCGUGCACGUUUGAGAAAUUUUAUAACUCAUAAAACGGAUGAAUUUAAAGAUUAUUUGGAAAAGUUUAAAUUAAGUAUUAAUAGAAGUGAUUUGCAAACAUCAGCAUUUAAACUAAUAUUUCCAAUAAAUGGAGAUGAUAUUUUGGAAAAUGUAACAAAUGUAUCAUCAGUUGUUGCGAAAGGUGCAGUGGGUGUUGGUGUUGCCGGUGCAUCUGUUGCGGAUGAUGUUCUUCGAGCUGCUAUACCCGUUGCAGUAAAUACUGCUCGUGCGUUGUCUAUAAGCUUAAUUGCUGUUGGUGUCGUUCUUACAGCGGCUAUGUGUGCAUGGGCAGCUGUAUCUAAUGGUAAACAAAUGUACAAGUAUUUAAAUCAAUUAUGCGAUGAUAUUAUUCUUGUGAGUGAACGUGUAGCAAUGAAAAUUAUUCAAGAUAAUAAAAGAACACGUGAAGAGUGGUUUGGCCAGAAAGAAGAACGAUAA
Didymodactylos carnosus is the source of this 1929-nucleotide messenger RNA. The record is from the annotation of a GenBank genome assembly. NCBI's taxonomy places the organism in Eukaryota, Metazoa, Rotifera, Eurotatoria, Philodinida, Philodinidae.